AUGAAAUUCACUCUGCUUAUUUCUGCUAUUUUAGCCUGUGCUAGUGCCGCUAGCAAUACUACCGCUGUCACCUCUACUAAUGUAACAACCUCUACUGAGGUCGUCACCGAGUACACUACCUACUGCCCCGAGCCAACAACCUUUACAGAGGGCAACAAAACUUACACAGCUACUGAACCAACCACCAUUACAGUGACAGACUGCCCUUGUACUCGUACCCAUACCUUUACAACCCAGUUCGUCACCGUCUGUGGAAGCGCGGCGCCUACCAUGGAGCCACCCGCUGGGCCUUCAACUAGCGUUCUGCUUGCCAAUGGAGCAUCUGCUGUUGGUCCUUCCUUGUUGAGCUUAGGGCUCGCUGUGCUGUUCUUCUAUUAA
Wickerhamiella sorbophila is the source of this 378-nucleotide messenger RNA. RefSeq names its product Cell wall protein SED1. NCBI's taxonomy places the organism in Eukaryota, Fungi, Ascomycota, Dipodascomycetes, Dipodascales, Trichomonascaceae. The coding region runs from base 1 to 378 and encodes 125 amino acids. The record is from RefSeq and is a predicted model, not a curated record. Gene Ontology annotation, biological process: fungal-type cell wall organization. Gene Ontology annotation, cellular component: fungal-type cell wall. Gene Ontology annotation, molecular function: structural constituent of cell wall. The transcript has a single exon.